AUGAAAUGUCGAUUGUGUAUUGGUAAAUAUCACUAUCAAUGUCUGAGUAUUGAAAAGCUUAAAUUUUCUACUCUUACGAUAGAAGAGACCCUGAACUGGAUAUGUCCUUCGUGUAGUAAUGUUACUCGUCGAACUCAGUCACACGACAGUACACCUGUGCGCGGAGGCCAGUUGGCACCAACUUGUGAUGAGACGUUGGGCAUGUCCUGUGAUAUGAUGCCGCCUGAAAGCAUUUCAAUUGUUGCCUAUUCUCACGAAGAGGUGUCGAAGCCCAACUCUAUUACUAAUACUAGCAAGGCAGUGAUAAUGGAAAAUAUAAGCGCUCUUUUUGAUCAGAAGCUCAACUAA
Messenger RNA from Arctia plantaginis, 348 nucleotides. The record is from the annotation of a GenBank genome assembly. NCBI's taxonomy places the organism in Eukaryota, Metazoa, Arthropoda, Insecta, Lepidoptera, Erebidae.